GUAGUUCCAAUGCUCAAAAUAACAAUUAAACUAUCGUGUACAAUCUUCCAGCGCUAAUAACUCUUAACACAAACAGCUACGUCAACAACAUUAAAAUGAACGAAUCAGAAAUACCUAUUGACAUUCACACGUUGAAGCUCCAGGAUUGGCUUGUAAGCAGACGUAUUGUUCCAAAAAAUAUACAGGCUGCGAUCAAGGAAAUACACUCAAAGAUCAGCAAUGCUCUGCAUGAUAUGCCCGCCAAUGAUCAGUUAAUAAAACUGUUAUCUGGUUCCAAUAUAAACUAUUUGCAUGUCAAGGAGAUCAUCGAAAUACUUAAGCAAACUGAAAAGGAUACUAAAAGCGUCUUUGGCACCUAUGGCAGUCAGCGUAUGAAAGACUGGCAGGAAGUUUGCCGUCUAUAUGAGAAGAACGCCACGUACCUAGCAGAGACUGCACAAAUAUUUGUGCGCAAUGUAAACUACGAAAUACCUGGAGUACGAAAGCAAAUGCUCAAACUAGAGCAACAAACCGAUGACUGCUUGAAACGUGCCCACGACCUUAAUAAGCCAGAGGCACAGCUUCUUGCAGAGCAUGCUGCCUUGCUGGAGCAACUGGGUGUUAAGGGCGAAAACUUGCAUUCUGAAUUCAUUGAAGUGCUGGCAGGCCUACCAGACCUGUACGCCAAGUCCUUGCAGGACAUUGGUAGAGUGCAAGCUGGCAUUGAUUUAUAUGCCCAAUUUAGCGGGCAGCAACAAUGUUUGCCCAUACUACGUCAUUUGGUGGAGCAUGGAAACACCACAGUGUAUCAGUACAUUCACAAGGAAGCGCCUCUGGCUGUAGAAGAACCUGAGCUGCGUCUCAACUUUAGUGGUUCGAAUUCGAGUAAGGAAACUGAAGCCAAUGAAAUCGACUUUGGUACUGAUGAGAAUGGUGGGACAUCCUCGACAGUCUCAGCGGAAAUUAUUGACUAUGGUGACUUCCAGGAAACCGAUGGCGGCAACAUAGACUGGGGCAUUGAAAGUGCGCCAACGGACGCUAUUGAGAUCAACUUUGAUAUACCUGUUGAGGAAUAUGGUAUUGUUGUUGAGGGCACCGGGAUGGAUGGUGGUACAGCUAAAGGUGAUCAGGCGUACACGUUGCUAGACUCGCCCAACUAUCGGGAUCGGUUUUUGGACGAAAUACACGAGCUGGAGGCAUUUUUGCGUAUGCGUCUUUAUGAGCUGAAUCACUUGGAUUCGUCUAGCAACAUUAUGUUCUCACUGAUGGACAAUAUUUCGACUCACGACAGCGAGAGUAUUACCAAAAUACUGAGCGAUGUUGAGAAGAUCAUUCAGAAAACUUCAGAUGAGCAAACACGUCAUCUAUUCCAACUGAAACAUUCACCGAAAUAUGCCGAUUUGCUAACCAGCAAGCUGCAAAAGAUGACUAAAGCUGUGGAAAAGCUGCGCGCAACUCGUGAGGUGCUGAAGCAGCGUGCCGUAGAACUGCGCGAGCAGCGCCAGCAAUUGAAUCCAGUUUUAGAUGAACUGAUUGCACAGACUCGAGCCCUGCAAACCUAUAUUGAAAAGGAUAUUUCAAAGCGCUACAAGAAUCGUAUUGUCAAUCUAGUUGGCGGAGUAAAUUAGAUGUUUUUGUUUUGAAUAGUAUAUAUGACUGGGAAGGUACGGAAAAG
Molecule: messenger RNA, 1654 nt
Organism: Drosophila hydei
Lineage: Eukaryota; Metazoa; Arthropoda; Insecta; Diptera; Drosophilidae
Product: CDK5RAP3-like protein
Exons: 4
Coding region: 96-1607 (503 amino acids)
Biological process (GO): regulation of cyclin-dependent protein serine/threonine kinase activity; regulation of mitotic cell cycle
Cellular component (GO): endomembrane system
Source: RefSeq, a predicted model, not a curated record